Molecule: messenger RNA, 1524 nt
Organism: Penicillium brevicompactum
Lineage: Eukaryota; Fungi; Ascomycota; Eurotiomycetes; Eurotiales; Aspergillaceae
Product: tryptophan synthase
Exons: 1
Coding region: 1-1524 (507 amino acids)
Biological process (GO): L-tryptophan biosynthetic process
Cellular component (GO): cytoplasm
Molecular function (GO): tryptophan synthase activity
Source: RefSeq, a predicted model, not a curated record
AUGCUUCACUCAUUGCGCCGUUUUCUUUGCUUUUCCACCCCCAAGCAACGGGGAACCAACUCCACGGAGAAAGAUGCGAGGGAAGACAGUCUUCGACCAAAACCAUCGGUUAUAGCAACUGCCCAGCCAGAGACUACCCGUAUUGCCAAUCCUUGCAUACAGAGACAGGAUAGCAUGAUGUCCAAGGUCUCUGAUUCUUCCCCAAGUUGCACAUCCAGCACCCACACCGAGUCCACAACUCUAUCAAAUGGCGAAACCAGAGCCACAACAAUUUCCGCCACCACUGCCCCCUCCUCCCCAAUCCUCAAGACCUUUGCCAAGUCCACCGCAACCUUGGACACUAUCACACCGUAUAUCCCCAUCCUGCAAGCAGAUGGCACUCUGCGGGCUCCACAGCUGAGCUUCGAUGGCUACGGCUCCUUCGGAGGCCGGUUCGCACCAGAAUCUAUAAUGGGAUUCUUGUACGAGCUGACAUCAUUCUUCGAAGCCACAAUCUCCGACCCCUCGUUCUGGGAAGAAUAUGCCACGUUUCACCGUGCCCUCACGCCAUUGCACACGGCUUCAAAGUUGACUGCCCUCGCCGGAGGAGCCACCAUCUGGCUGAAGCGAGAGGACCAGAAUGAAUACGGCACUCACAGAUCCCGCAACAUCAUCGGUCAGCUCCUGGUAGCUAAACGCAUGGGCCGCGCAGAGAUCGUCACUGACUGUGCCUCUGCCAAACACGGGAACUUCACUGCUGCAAUGUGCGCUCGCCUGGGAUUGCGCUGUGUGAUUGUCAUGGGUGCAGAUGACGCUAAUUCUCAAGAGGAGGACGUGCUUGAGAUGAAAAUGCUUGGAGCAAAGGUCUUGACAACUCGCACCCCUUCUGGCAUGGGUAGCCUACGCGCGGCCAUCACAGAGGCGCUGCGUUAUUCGGUCUGCAACCACGAGUCUGCGUACUACCUCAUGGGUAGUCCAGUGGGGCCAAGUCCCCUGCCCACCCUGACUCGCACGUUCCAAGCCCUUCUCGGCGAGGAAGUUGCAUCCCAAAUGCAAGCACUAGGCAGCCAGCCGGAUGCCCUCGUCACCGCCGUUGGGAGUGGCAGUGGCGCAGUGGGCUUGUUCAGGCCUUUUAUCCAGGACUCAACAGUCCGCUUGGUGGGUGUCGAAGCUGACCAGGCCGCUGCCUUGACAAAAGGUGAGCUUGGUGUACUUCAAGGUGCGCGGACUCUUUUGCUUCAAAACUCCGAUGGCCAGAUCCUCGACUCGCACUCCAUCUCGCCAGACAUGAAUAUUUCCACCGUGGGCCCUGAAAUUGCUCAUUGGAAGGAGUCUGGCCGUAUCGAAAUUUCCACGGCUACCGACGCGGAGGCCCUGGAUGGGUUUGAAACACUUCGGCGCCACGAGGGGAUCCUGUCUGGUCUGGACUCAAGUCACGCGGUGACAAGAACUCUCGAGCUCGCUAAAGAGCUCGGUCCUGGGAAGAAUGUGGUUCUGAUGGUGACUGGCUGUGAUAAUAUUGCCAUGCGCCGGAUGAAUGCUUGA